Sparassis crispa is the source of this 1650-nucleotide messenger RNA. RefSeq lists its product as hypothetical. The transcript has 5 exons. Lineage: Eukaryota; Fungi; Basidiomycota; Agaricomycetes; Polyporales; Sparassidaceae. The coding region runs from base 1 to 1650 and encodes 549 amino acids. The record is from RefSeq and is a predicted model, not a curated record.
AUGUCCCCCGUCUAUCUUCAUACCCGCCGCGUCUUUUUCUUCCGCUCCCGCAGCUCAACGAAGGGAAGCGCGCCCACCGAGAGCAAUGGCGCCGCGACGGUGACGCCCGCGGUCACCGACUUGCCCUCCCACGCUGGCGACAUCCCUGAAGCCGCCCAGUCGCCCCCAGCGCCCGCUGCGGACGCGCUCAAGCCAGCUGAUCAUGACGAGAAGGGCUCCAGUAGGCCCACCGACAACGGCCGGCGGCGGUUCACAUGGCUCGCUGCCAGUUUCGCGAGCAAGACCAGCAAUGACGACGAAGCCAAAUCCCCUCCUACUAAACUCUCAGCCGGGCAGGAAAAGAAGGAGGGGCAUAAGCUCACAGACGCUGCCGACGCCACGCCCCCGCUAAUCCGCACGCGCUCGCAGGAGCGCGCCCGGCAAUCCGCGAUGGUCCUGCGCGACGUUAUCGUCGGCCCGUCGUCCCUCGUGCCGGUAAAGGCGAAGAAGUCUAACGCGGCUGAGCUGGAGAAGGCCAAGGCGCAGCUCUUGCAGCCCAAGACGGCUAACAAGGUCAUCGAGCAGCUCAGGCAGCUACCCUCCUCUGACGAGGCCGUCGGGACGACUCCGAGCGGAGAGGCGGUGGCUGCACCGCCUAAAGGUCCUAUACAUGCUGUUUGUUUAUUGUAUACGGACAAGGAAGCCCAUGAGAAGCACUUUGCAAAGCUCGUUCAGAGUAUGCCCAGCACAGAGGGCGCGGAGACAGCGCCUGCGGCGACUGUAGAGCGCGUGCACGUCGAGUCGCAAGAGAUCGCUAGCGUGGUUACUGCGCCACUCACCCAGUUGAGGAUGGUCUUUUCAGAGAUUAAUGUCGAGAGCUUAAUGCAAAUGGACUUGGGCAUCGGCGAGCCUGGCGAUGGUCCAGGAAUCUUGAGCGGCGCUGUCCCCACUGCGGAGACAAUUAUCAAUGGGGUUGAACAGAUCACUCCACAGCUGAUGGCGCUCGGCUAUGCGACUGGUAAGGCUGUCUUGCCUGACCAUACUGGCAUAUACCCUCCGACCGACCGCAUGUCGGUGAUUACUUAUUGGUGGGGGUUUGAGGUCGUCAUGCCACGCCCUUCCAUAGCCUACCUUCAGAAUGUUCCCUCUGUUGCGCAUGCAGUGAUGAACUUCCUCACCGCGCUGGCGAUCGUGCAGGGCGGCGUGCGGGAGAUCCUCCCAUUCGUGCGCUACAUCUCGCAGUUCGUUGACACUGAGUUCAAGAUGAUCAAAGAGCAGGACAAGGGCAAAGGUGUCAUCUGUGCUGCCACUUGGAUCAUGCCUGCUGCACUUGUGCCCCGGCCGUGGGACUUCUCUCAACCGCCCGCGAAGGUGACGCAGCCGUCUGUGACUGCUCCAGCAGACAUCACUGCCUCAGAUACUCCAGUCGAUCCUGCUACUUCCAUUCCUCAAGGGCCUGUGCCCAUACCCGCGCAGACAGAGACAGACGUGCCCGUACCCAGCGCACCUUCCGAUGUUCCUCCCACCGGAAAUACGGUACCCCUUUCCUCUCCGAACCCAGCCUAUAUUGCUCCAGCCUCGGCUAUCCCUGUUUCCGAAAAGGCUGGAGAGGCCCUAAGCAUUGAAAAGCCUAGUGCUGCUGAGGUGCCUGCUAUUGCUGUAGCGGCGUGA